UACGGAUAUUCGUACAAGGCGAUCAGAAACGAAAGAAUGAAAAAAGUGACAUUUGCAGUUUGGUUGCGCGCAGGAAGCAAGAGAAAAACGAACAACGAGUUAUUGAGUAUUAUCGAAAUGUUCGUGGAAGAUAUUUCUGGGAAAGAUAAGUAAAUUAAAAUUGUAAUGGAACUGGCUGCGAGCUGACCUAGAACGCCACCGGAAGUGGAAGAAAAUAUAACUGUGCAGGAAAUAGCGCACUAAAAUGUCGAUUUUAUAGAGUGCAUCGUAAAUUACGUUACCAUCAAAAUAACCGUCUCUUAUCUACUAUGUGUUUACUAAAUCUUUGAUCCAAGAACUAAAAAUUAUUAUUUACUGCCGAUCAAGAUGACUUAAGAUUCUAGUGUCGCAUAAUUCUUGUCCUAUAUUUUCCUUUUCUACUCUUUGUAAAUCGUGUAUAGAAUAAAAUUAAGUUGAAUUCAGAGAUUUCAUCAAACUUUUAAGAUACGGUAGAAGAUAAAAUGAUAAAAAUGGAACUGUGUAGAAGUAAAGAUACAAGGAAAAUCAGGACAAGAAAAUCACUGUCAGGAUGAAAACCUGCGAGAAUAACAAUUCCCGGCAACGAACAUCGGGAUGACGCUAAAUCUCCAAGCAACACGAUCGAGGGAAAGGGCUUUCAACAGGCUUGUAGCGAUUAUAUUAUUCAGAGAUAAUAUUGGUCGAUCGAAAAAGUGGAAAGUGAAGCGGUUCAGGGAAGUUUCUUAAUCGGGCAAUUGCGUUAGCUAAAUUAAAGCUUUAUGCCGUACACGCUUCUGAUCGGUCACGCGAAGUUAGGCUCGCGUGUUGCGUGUGACCGCGGAAUAAUUUAGACGGGUACACGGCAAACAAAUAAGGCUACCAUAAUUUCGACCUAUUAUGGAAUCUCUGCGAAAAUGAAUUAUAACGUUAUUAAAUUAUCUUGAUGCUUAAUGUUCUUAAACAAAAACAUAUCUUAUACUAUAUUUACUAUAUAUACUAAUGCUAUAUUUUAUCACAGGAGGAUGAUUCUUUGAUACUCGUUUUGUUAAAAGCUCUUUUAAUAUUAUAAUAAUUGUAUGAUCUAAAUUUAGUUAAAUCGUAAAUAUUAAGCUACGUGGAGAGUUUGUUUACGUUUUCUUAAAAGGACAACUGUUACCACUAGACUGCAGAUUUUCAUGCGUUCAUAGACAAUUUGGAGAUACACAAAUGCACAAAAUGCACAUAACAUAAUGCAGACACGUAGGAAAGUGGUCAGUGAAAUUUCAAAGCGUUUUAUACAGUAUGUACAUCAAGAUUUUCCUUGGCUAAAUGUUGCUAUACUUUGGCGAGUCACCGCAGAUGAGACAUAACGACAUUUGAUGAUCUUGUGAAAAAAAGCUAGUAAAACUUUAGUAAAGGAGGUAAGAUAAAGCGAAGGAGAAAUAUAAACGAGAGAGAGAGAGAGAGAGAGAGGAAAAGGGAAAGAGAGGAGAGGAGGAAAAGCAGUAGCGUGGAGCAUUAAAAACGUCGUCCCGGUGGAGAGCCAUAAAAAUGAAAUCGCACCGUACAAUGACGAACGCUUCCAAGAAUACAGGAACGAGGCAUCAGAAGCGCGGGAUAGCAUCUUCUAAAGGCAAAAGACAGCCGAUAUUUUAUAGAUCGCGGUUUAGGAUCAAGGAAACGGCGAGGAAUCGAGGAAACGAGGAGUCGAAUCAACCGAACUCGGCAUUCACCGAGUGCGAAUUCUUGCAAAAACUAAGGGAUAUUCUACGAGACCUAACGAGCAACAACAUAACAGACAUUCCAGCCCGUGCCUUCCAUCGAAUUUUCAAUCUUGAAGUGUUAUUACUUCGACGAAAUCAUUUGCACACGAUCGCCGACGAUGCAUUUACGAACUUAACGAGCCUUCGAGUAUUGGAGCUCGAUGACAAUUAUUUAACAAAAAUUCCGACCGCGAUCGUUAAGCUCUCUGGCCUUGAAGACCUGUCCCUGUCGAACAACCGGAUCGAAAAACUGGAGGAACACGUUUUUCAGCGUGUCACUAAUCUAUUGUCGCUCGAUCUACGCGGAAAUCCGAUCAAGGAAAUACACGGCAACACUUUCCGCAAUCUACGCAAGCUCCGUAAAUUGAUCCUUUCGAAUCUGAAAGAAUUACGGAUAUUUCCGAAUCUAAAUGGGACAAAAUCGCUGGAGGUAUUGAGGUUAGAUCGCGCACAAGUGACGAGCGUUCCAACAAGUUUGUGCGAGCAGUGUCCAAAAUUGAAAAGUCUCGACAUGAAAUCGAAUUUUCUAACGGAGAUGCCAGAUUUACGAAAUUGCAGCGAACUGAGGGUUCUGGAUUUGGCCAGUAACGUGAUUCCUUCAUUGCCAGAUGAGCCGUUUAAAGGUCUGAACAUGUUACACGACCUGCUUCUGUCGAACAACAAGCUGCAAGUGAUCCCAAGCGACGCGUUCGUCGGGUUGUCAAGGUUGCAGGUGUUGGAUCUAGAGAGCAAUUACAUCGAAUAUAUUCAUCCCGAUGCGUUUAAAGAGACGAAACAUUUAGAGGAUUUAAAUCUCGGGAAUAACGUAUUUCCAGCACUGCCAACAUUGGGACUGUCAGGCCUGUUACACCUCAAGACGUUCAACAACCCAGCAUUAAGAGAAUUCCCGGCUCCCGAAAGGUUUCCACGUGUGCAAACGAUGGUACUAUCGUACGCUUAUCACUGUUGCUCGUUCCUAUCGGUCGAAGUGGAGGAUCCGGUGACCAAGUCCUCCGUUCAAGAGUCUAUCCUGUUUCCCACUGACAACGAUUUCGAUAUGAUCCUCUGGAACUCAAGCUUUACCGAUAUCUGGCCACAGCUUAAUAACAUGACCGACAAAUUUGGCUCGCAAAUAAAUGAACUUUGGGCUAACUUUGGUUCAGAUUUUACGUACCCUGGUAACCUGCCCUCAUACGUUGAGGAUUAUUUUGAAGAGCAGAACAGCCGAGCUACCCAACCAGCUCGAACACUGCCUUCUCACGUACAGUGCCUACCUCAACCUGGUCCUUUUCUACCCUGCCAGGAUCUCUUCGACUGGUGGACUCUACGUUGUGGUGUAUGGGUAGUAUUUCUGCUCGCCAUGCUUGGGAAUGGAACUGUAGUGUUCGUGUUAAUAUUCUCCAGGAGCAAGAUGGAUGUCCCACGAUUUCUCGUUUGCAACCUUGCAGCAGCAGACUUUUUUAUGGGCAUUUAUCUAGGUCUUUUGGCGGUGGUGGACGCUUCUACCCUAGGAGAAUUCCGGAUGUAUGCCAUACCAUGGCAAACUUCCGCUGGAUGCCAGUUAGCCGGCUUUCUAGGUGUUCUCAGUUCUGAGUUAAGCGUGUAUACGUUAGCAGUUAUUACUCUAGAAAGGAACUACGCUAUAACACAUGCCAUGCACCUGAACAAGAGACUUUCUCUCAAACACGCUGGUUAUAUAAUGACUGUUGGCUGGGGUUUUGCUCUGUCGAUGGCAAGUUUACCCCUAGUCGGUGUAUCAGAUUACAGAAAGUUCGCUAUAUGCUUACCAUUCGAGACCAACGGAAACGCGGCGUUGGCGUACGUGAUCUUUCUCAUGCUGAUCAAUGGCGUUGCGUUUCUCAUAUUAAUGGGAUGCUAUCUGAAGAUGUAUUGCGCGAUCAGAGGCUCCCAAGCGUGGAACUCAAAUGAUUCUCGAAUUGCUAAGCGGAUGGCUCUGCUGGUGUUCACCGACUUCCUCUGCUGGUCCCCCAUAGCGUUCUUCUCGCUGACUGCCACGUUUGGGUUGCAGCUAGUGUCGCUCGAACAGGCGAAAGUAUUCGCCGUGUUCGUACUGCCAUUAAACUCCUGUUGUAACCCAUUUUUAUACGCCAUCUUGACCAAACAGUUCAAGAAAGAUUGCGUACUUAUUUGCAAGGCGAUCGAGGAGUCCAGGGUGACCAGGGGGAUCGGCAGAUGCCGGCAUAGCUCCAACUUCAGCAACAGGCAGACUCCUGUAAAUACGAAUAGCUUGGUGGAUAGGUCGUCGCGAGAGAAUCAGGCACCGUGCGCCUGUAAUUCAAGAUUACUUGAAACUAGCCAGUGUUCUGGCUAUCGACGAUGGGGCACCAGGAUACUGUGGCCAUGUGCCAGGGACACCAGGCCUAGACACGCACGUAGCGACCAGUACGCUUAUCAAAUCGCGGAGAUCCAACAGAAGCAGCAUAAACGAGCCUCGUCGGUGUCCUCCAGUGAAAAUUUCUCUUCGUCUAGAUCGGAUUCCUGGAGACAAACUCAUCACUGCGGUAUUCCAUUGAGGUUAUUGGAUCCUAAACGAAGAGCUUCUUCGUGGUUGAUCACCAGGAAACCGUCGCAAGAAUCGAACCUCAGUUCCUCCAGGAACGAUUCCUCCGGUUCCGCUACUACUGCCAGCACCAGCACCUGGAGAAUUUCAAGGUCUAGUGCAUCUUUAGAGAUUAAUGCGAGGAACACGCCCAGACCAACUAGGUCAAAGCCACGACUUACUCGUCAGCUGGCCAUCCAGGAGCCUGAACCACCCGGAUCACCAAGCAGAUUAGCUGUCAGGCUCCUCGCAACCAUACCCUCCGCUGCAGAGACCAGUGACCAGCAAGAUGACGACAAUACGCUGCAAAAUUGAACGAUCUUGCACACACUUCAGUUUAUUAGAGAUUAUAGUCGGUUGUAAUAGAGUAAAGACAUGGGUCACGUUGCUCCCGAACGGUUUCAGUAUUAACUGUCCUCUAAGAGGUAUGUGAGGAAGGAGAGAAUCACUCCGUACAUUGACGAUUCUCGUUGUUGCAUGUUUGAGGUGAUUUGAGCGAAGAAAAAAUUGACAAUUUAGUAGAGAUUCUUCUUUCAACGUUUGUGAUUAAAUACGUUGUUUGUAAUGUACGUAUAUAUAUAAUGUUGUUUAAAAAUAUUACGUCUUUAUUUUUUGUUUUCUUCUGGAUUAUUUCUUUGGUAAGGAGUCUUUUGUAUUGAAAAAUCUGUAAGACGUUGAAAGAGGAAGGAUAUAACUAUACUUUUAUUCUCUUUAUACAAUUAUUUAUGCUAAUUUCAGUAGAAGAGCGAACGAUGUCGUAGAUCGUUUGGGCUAGUGGAAGAAACAGGAUCGAUCUACCUUUAUUGACCGUCCUUUACACGUGCACAUAGGCAAUUGCACCAAGUGCAACUGGUGAAUACAAUAGUCAUAUUUGUUAAAUAUUGCCAAGGAUUUUUAACAUGUUGACUGUCAAAGGAAUUUUAUACUUUUUACGAACAUUUCAUAAAAUGAUAUUUCGUUUAUAUCAAUAUAAAAAAAAGUAAAGAUACAACAGCAAUGAAUUUGCUAUAAUAUUUUUCAUAUGUAAUAUUUAUUUCUAUGUAUAAGUGUAACCUGAAAAUUUAUCACGUAUUACCAAAAAAAAUUUCCAAGACAGGCAACGUGUUUAUUUAAUAAUAUAACAUACUAAUUUAAUUUGACAGAAGAAUUCAAACAUAUGGAGAAACGUGUCAAUUUCAUUGGGUCGUCUACCAUAAGAAGAGUUGUAACUUCAAAUCCAUGACUCUGAACUCAACGUUCUACUAUAGUUUUCAAUUAAAAUUAUAGCGUUGAACUAUUUAUUGAUAACUUAAAAAUAGGGCACGCAGUAUUCUUUCUUCUUCUCUUUUUUUCUUUUUUUUUGUGGAAAAUUAUUCGACUCAAUAGGAACUCGAAUGCUUCUUUAUACGUUGUUCAAAAGAAAAUCUGUUUAUCGCGGAAUCAGUAUUUCAAAUCCAUUGUUCAAUUGUUAAUAAGUAUGCUUGUGUUUUCAUAAGACUGAUCGUUUAUACAAUUUGUCCUAUAAUUCUGGAUUUCUAGUUGAAAAUCUGAACACGUAAUACGAUUUCUAAUCAAGUAUCAUGAUACCAGUGACGAAAUAUCUAACGAUUAAUUUAUUUGUUAAUAUCCAAGUUGGUCGAUAAAUUCUCAAAUAAGUUGGAUUACAUUGAAAUUUUAAUGUACUCAAUGAAUAAAUCCUUUUUAUGUAAAAACAUCUUUGUAGGGCAGGAAAAUUGAUCUUAGCCUGAGUCAUAUAGCAGUAUAUAAUUAUUUGAGAAUUUAUAGACUAACUUGAAACCAAUGUAUCCCUUGCUGUGAUCGUUAAUCACAAAGAUGAACGACCAUAGAUUUGUGCAGUUAUAGUUAGUUGAUCGUUAGGUCACAGUUAGACCAUUCUAGCCUAAAGACUAUUAUAAGAUCGUUACGGCGUGUGCAGAUGUUUAUACAUGGUUUUAAAUUAAUGACAAAGAUAUUCGCUAGUAUUAGUUACCGGACUUAAUUGUUGAUGAGUGCGUUAUUUCGUUCUUCGCGCGAUUGUUUCCAUGUUUAAUGCCGUUUGAGACCUUCAGACUGUAAUUCUUGCCUUUUUGGAAGGAUAUUCUAUAGUUACAUCCAGUUUUAUCAAAUAGGCAGUACCUUUUAGACUUUUAAUAAAACUUAGGAAAGAGGCAGUAGAAAUUAAUAAAAAAAUUAUAAAAUAAUCUUAUAUAUAUUGUAUUAUAGAUUAUAUAUAAAAUAAUUAUUCGUAAGAAAAAAAACAACACACUUGAUCACUGCAACCUGAUAAAACUAUUUGGACUAUAAACUUUAAAAUAUUGUUUCAGAAAAAAACCAGAAUUUACAUCUGAAAAUCUUGAACUGUAUAAACUGUAUGAACCUAAGCCACAGAAGGCUACAAAUUCUAAUUUGCUGCAACCAUGUCUAAUUUUGUCGGCAGUCAACAUUGGUGUAACACCGAUGGAAAACAUGUUUUGCGUGUGUGUCCGGUCCAAACUAUUUAAUAACGUUUUUCUAAUAAAAUAGCGCAUUACGACGAA
This is a messenger RNA of Bombus pyrosoma, 6794 nucleotides long. RefSeq names its product lutropin-choriogonadotropic hormone receptor (gene rk). The transcript is spliced from 19 exons. NCBI's taxonomy places the organism in Eukaryota, Metazoa, Arthropoda, Insecta, Hymenoptera, Apidae. Gene Ontology annotation, cellular component: membrane. The coding region runs from base 1528 to 4593 and encodes 1021 amino acids. Gene Ontology annotation, molecular function: protein-hormone receptor activity; protein binding; G protein-coupled receptor activity. Gene Ontology annotation, biological process: G protein-coupled receptor signaling pathway. The record is from RefSeq and is a predicted model, not a curated record.